Molecule: messenger RNA, 2534 nt
Organism: Hevea brasiliensis (rubber tree)
Lineage: Eukaryota; Viridiplantae; Streptophyta; Magnoliopsida; Malpighiales; Euphorbiaceae
Product: probable protein phosphatase 2C 33
Exons: 6
Coding region: 687-2171 (494 amino acids)
Biological process (GO): protein dephosphorylation
Molecular function (GO): protein serine/threonine phosphatase activity
Source: RefSeq, a predicted model, not a curated record
AGGGAGAGACCACACUUUCUCUCUCUAGAAUUCUCUCUCUCUCUCUCUCUCUCUCUCUCUCUCUCUCUCUCUCUCUAAGUCAUUAUUAAGAACGGUUUUUAUGCAAGUUUCUUCUUCUUCUCUUUGCUCUUGGUGGUUCCUAUUAUUUCUCCUAAUUGAUUUCUGCUACCCUUCCUCAUUUCUGGUUGCCUUACCCACAUACACUCUUGCUCUCUUUCUCUCUCUCUAAAACAGAUUCACUCCCUCCGCAAUAUUCAAUCUCUCUCUAUCUCCAAAUUUUACUAUCUAAUCAUUCUUGUCUUUUGUCUUGGCGUCCCCGAGCAUGUUCUUUUAAUGCCCAGCUUUGAAUUCUUCUCCUUUGUCUUGAAUUAUUUUUUUUUUAUUGCAUCAUUGACUUGUUUUUUCCUAUUUCAAUUGGUUUUUGCUUCAUUCUCCAUCCAUAAGGCUUGAUCUGAACAAGAAUUGUUGUGUUGGGCGCACCAGUGAAGAUUGGAAUUAGGAUCGAGAUUGUUGUUUGAUCAAUAUAAGGGUGAAUUUGGUUGAUUGAUUGCAUCACUGGGCUCUGACUUCCAAAGGAUUUAUCGGUUCUUCACCAAUCAGUUCUUACGGAUCCAUCUUCUGAGAAUAGUGGUUGCUAUUGUCUGGCUGGUCUGGAGUGCAUAUUAAAUAUUAUCAGGGCCCUCAGGAUGGGGUCCUGCUUGUCUGCAGAAAGCAGGAGCCCUCGCCCUGGUACGCCUUCCUCUCCUGCUUUUGGGAUAAGGAAGAGGAAGAACUCGAAGAAGCGACCAGGGUCACGGAAUUCUUCUUUUGACUAUAGGAGGGAAGAGCCACUUCAUCGGAUUCCGGGGAGGUUGUUCUUGAAUGGGUCGAGCGAUACUGCUUCACUGUUUACCCAACAGGGCAAGAAAGGGACCAAUCAAGAUGCCAUGAUUGUUUGGGAGAACUUUGGAUCAAGGACAGAUACAGUAUUUUGUGGAGUUUUUGAUGGCCAUGGUCCUUAUGGUCAUAUGGUUGCUAAAAGAGUGAGGGAUCACCUUCCCUUAAGACUGAGUGCUCAUUGGGAAGUCAAUAUAACUAGUGAGGAUGUUCUCAAAGAGAUUAGCCUUAAUACUACUGGAAGCAUGAAUUCUGAAGACACUGCUUUCAUAUCUGCUGAUGAAGAAUCUAGGGCUUCUGUUGAUCUUGAGGACACUGAAAAGCAUCCAGAUUUUUUUCAGACACUGAAAGAGUCAUUUCUCAAGGCUUUCAAAGUCAUGGACAGGGAACUGAAAGUGCACACAAAUAUUGAUUGCUUUUGCAGUGGGACUACAGCAGUUACAUUGAUCAAGCAGGGCCAGUAUCUUGUCGUCGGUAAUGUUGGGGACUCCAGGGCUGUACUGGGUACAAGGGACAAGGAUGACUCUCUUGUUGCAGUUCAGUUGACCGUUGAUCUCAAACCAAAUCUUCCAGCGGAAGCGGAAAGAAUUAGGAAGUGUAAAGGGCGCGUUUUUGCUCUUCAGGAUGAACCUGAGGUAGCUAGGGUCUGGCUACCAAACAAUGACUCUCCUGGCCUUGCCAUGGCACGAGCUUUUGGAGAUUUUUGCCUGAAGGAUUUUGGCCUUAUCUCUGUGCCUGAUAUAUCCUUCCGGCGCCUGACCGAUAAGGAUGAGUUUAUAGUUUUGGCCACUGAUGGGAUUUGGGAUGUUCUCUCAAAUAAAGAAGUGGUAGACAUUGUAGCAUCAGCCCCAGCACGUUCUUCUGCAGCGAGAGCCUUGGUUGAGUCAGCAGUUCGAGCUUGGAGAUGCAAGUAUCCAACUUCCAAAGUGGAUGAUUGUGCUGUAGUUUGCCUCUUCCUUGGCACUAGCAAUUUAUCCACUGCAUCCAACGCUAAUACAAAAGAGCAGCAGCCUACUUCAGUGGAUCAAACUGACAUUGACAAUCAGAAAGAGGGUGAUCUCUCUGGUCCGACAGGAUUGGCCCGCUCAGGUACUGUGCGGACUGGGAAAGAGGCACUCUUAGAUGGAAGUGCAGAAGAGGAUUCCUCGAAGCAAGAUGAAAUGCAAUUGGAAUCGGGGAUAGAGUGGUCUGCGCUAGAAGGAGUUUCUCGUGUCAACACCCUGUUAAAUUUGCCAAGGUUUGUGCCUGGAAAGGAAGACAAGAAGGCUGCUGGAGAGACAAUGACUCGGAAAUGACAAAAGAAAGGUUUUGUUAGUCCUGGAUUUUCUUAAUUAAUUUCUAUUCUUUCUUUUCCUUAUUUCUGUUUGGUUUAUUUGUCGACAGAAGCAGGGAAAAAAAGUUGUAGGGCCAUUAAAUGAUAAAUUUGGACAGGAGAGGUUGGCCCAGCUAUAUUAGUGUGUCUGGGAAAUCAUCCUUUCUCUCUCUAGUGUGGGUAGAAUUGGAAUUUUGUAAAUCCAACUCUCCGUCUAUUUUCUUUUUGGGUGUGAUCUGUUGGUUUUGUUCGUGUUGAUUAUAAUUUUGUGACAAUGACGCAUCCUUCAAGUUUCAACUUGAUUUUUCUUUGAUAAUGUGAUGUUCAGAUGUGAACUCUUUAUGCA